GAUGGAGGGAAGGCAGCGCCAGCAAAGGAGGCAGCUUCAGCUGCGCAGCAUGGUGGAGGGGAGGCAGCAUCUGUGGAGAAGAAGGCGCCAGCUGCCACCAACACCCAGGAUGGAGGGAAGAACGAGCCUGGGAAGGAGAAAACUCUGGCUGCAGGAGAGCCCAAAGAAGGGAAGGCAGUCCCCGUGGAGGGGAAAGCUCCAGCCGCUGCCAAGGCUCAGGAUGGAGGGAAGGACAAGCCCAUGGAGGAGAAGGGUCCAGCUGUGGGAAAGCCUAAAGGAGGGCAGGCAGAGCCCCCAGAGGGGAUGAGUCUGGCUGUAGCAGAGGCUCAGGGUGGAGGGAAGGACAAGCCCAGGAAGGAACAAGCCCCUAGUGGGUUAGAGGCUGAGUGUGGUGGGAAAGCAGAGCCCACAGAGGAGAAGGCUCCGGCUGCAGCGGAGGCUGAAGGAGGGAAGGCAAAGCCCGUGGAGAAGGCAGCCUUGGCUGCAGUACAGGCUCCGGAUGGAGGCAAAGAAGAGCCUGCAAAGGAGAAAACUAUAGCUCCUGCAAAGGAGAAGGUCCCAGCUGCUGCAAAGGCUCCAGAUGGAGGGAAGAAAGCUGCAAAGACAGAGAAAACCUCAGCUGAUAAAAAGCCUGCAAAGGAGAAGGCUCCAGCUACUGUGCAGGAUGGAGGAAAGAAAGCUGCAAAGGUGGAAAAACCCACAGUUGCAUCAAAGGCUGAGGAUGGAGGCAAAGAAAAGCCUGCAAAGGAGAAGGUCCCAGUGGCUGCAAAGGAGAAGGCCCCAGCUGCUGUAAAGGCUCAGGAUGGGGGGAAGAAAGCUGCAAAGGUGGAACCCCCCCCAGCUGCAGCAGAGGCUGGGGAUGGAGGCCAGGAGCCCACAGAGGCAGCGGCCACGGCUGCCGUCAAGGCUAAGGGUGAAGGGGAGAAAGCGGCAAAGGUGGAGGAGAUGGACAAGCAGCAGCAGCCGAGAAACCCUGGGCCCCCGCGCCCAGCUCUGCUGCAGAGCCUGAGCUGCCCGGCCACCUGCCAAAGGGAGGAGCAGCCCUGGGUAGAGGCAGCAGUGAUGGAGAUGAUACCAGAGGAGACCACAGCAGCGGAGCUCAAAGAGGGUUUGACAGAGCCUGGCCCUGCCCUGCCAGCCCUGGGGGACCGGCAGCCCCUGGAGCCCCCCGGCCCUGCGGGGAGCCCUGGCACCCCACAGGAGAGGACAUUGCCCAGUGCUGUGGGGCAGCACGCAGAGUCCCCUGGCUCUGGGGAGCAACUGUCCUUGACAGAGGCAGAACCACCCCCUAGCCCCUACCUCACCCCUGAUUUUGGGAAGGAAGACCCUUUUGAGAUACUGG
Balearica regulorum gibbericeps (East African grey crowned-crane) is the source of this 1342-nucleotide messenger RNA. The record is from RefSeq and is a predicted model, not a curated record. Lineage: Eukaryota; Metazoa; Chordata; Aves; Gruiformes; Gruidae.